This is a messenger RNA of Odocoileus virginianus texanus, 973 nucleotides long. NCBI's taxonomy places the organism in Eukaryota, Metazoa, Chordata, Mammalia, Artiodactyla, Cervidae. The record is from RefSeq and is a predicted model, not a curated record.
GCCGGGAAGCAGUGGACGGGGGAGGCGCCUCUGCUCUUCUGUGUGGCAGUUCAGAAUGAUGGAUCAAGCGAGAUCAGCAUUCUCUAACUUGUUUGGUGGAGAACCAUUGUCAUAUACCAGGUUUAGUCUGGCUCGGCAAGUAGAUGGUGAUAACAGUCAUGUGGAGAUGAAAUUAGCUGCAGAUGAAGAAGAAAAUGUUGACAGUAACAUGAGGGGUAACCAAACCAGUAUCACAAAACCGAAAAGGUUAAAUGGAUAUAUCUGCUAUGGGAUCAUUGCUGUAAUCAUCUUUUUCUUGAUUGGAUUUAUGAUUGGCUACUUGGGCUAUUGUAAACGUGUGGAACCACAAGAUGAUUGUGGGAAACGGGCAGCAACACAGCCUUCAUGCCCAGAGGAGACAGAAACUUUCGAAUCAGAAGAGCAACUCCCUGGAAUACCUCGCAUAUUCUGGGCAGACCUCAAAUCAGCAUUGUCAGAAAAACUGAAUGCCAUAGACUUUGCCAAGGCCAUCAAGAUGCUGAAUGAAGAUUCUUACGUCCCACGUGAGGCUGGAUCUCAAAAAGAUACCAGUUUGGCUUUUUUCAUUGAAAAUAAAUUACAUGACUAUAAACUCAACAAAGUCUGGCGUGAUGAACAUUUUGUUAAGAUUCAGGUUAAAGGCAGUUCUCAAAACUCGGUGUCUAUAGUCAGUGCAAGCGGUGAUGGCAGUCAGGCGUACUCAGUGGAGAAUCCUGAGGGUUACGUGGCAUAUAGUAAGGCUGCGACAGUUACUGGUAAACUGGUCUAUGCUAAUUUUGGCACUAAAUAAGACUUUGAGGAUUUAAAUAUGCCUGUGAAUGGAUCUUUAGUGAUUGUAAGAGCUGGAAAAAUCACUUUUGCUGAAAAGGUUGCAAAUGCUGAAAGUUUAAAUGCAAUUGGUGUCUUGAUAUACAUGGACCAUAGUAACUUUCCCAUUGUUAAUGCAAAUCUUCCA